Conger conger (European conger) is the source of this 4222-nucleotide messenger RNA. RefSeq names its product very low density lipoprotein receptor (gene vldlr). The transcript has 29 exons. Bases 212 to 3421 code for a protein of 1069 amino acids. Gene Ontology annotation, molecular function: protein binding; calcium ion binding. The record is from RefSeq and is a predicted model, not a curated record. NCBI's taxonomy places the organism in Eukaryota, Metazoa, Chordata, Actinopteri, Anguilliformes, Congridae.
GCAGGUUCACGCCAUCAGUAAAUUAGGACAUGGAUUGCCGUUCUAUAACCAGCUUGGCAAAACGGGGAAACUGAACGUCGCUGACUAAAUGAGAUAAAAGCGCGUGGUUUACGGUGGUUUCUGUUUGUCCAACAGGCAUAUCGGUAGUGCUACAAUAUCAGCGCAGAAGGACGAGGCCAGUGAUUACUGCAAAGCUUUUGCCUACCACGAAAUGGUCACGUCUAUUCUGGGAUUUCUUAUUCUGCCAAUAUGUCUUCAACAGUGUGGUUAUGUUCAGGGAACCAGGACAGAAUGUGAGCCGUCACAGUUCCAGUGUGGGAACGGGCGCUGCAUUCCCUCGGUGUGGCAGUGCGACGGGGAUGAGGACUGCUCUGACGGCAGUGACGAGACCACCUGUGUGAGGAAGACAUGCGCUGAAGCUGACUUUGUCUGCAACAACGGCCAAUGCGUCCCCAAGAGGUGGCACUGCGACGGGGAGCCGGACUGCGAGGAUGGGUCGGAUGAGAGCAUGGAAGUCUGCCACACACGGACCUGCCGGGUAAACGAGUUCAGCUGUGGAGCUGGGACGACCCAGUGCAUUCCGGUCUUCUGGAAGUGCGAUAGAGAGAAGGACUGCGAUAACGGUGAAGAUGAGAUCAACUGUGGUAACAUCACCUGCGCCCCGCUGGAGUUCACCUGCGCCAGCGGCCGCUGCAUCUCGCGCAACUUCGCCUGCAACGGCGAGGAUGACUGCGGGGACGGCAGCGAUGAGCUGGACUGCGCGCCCUCGUCCUGCGGGCCCGGCGAGUUCCAGUGCGGCAACGCCACCUGCAUCCCCGCCAGCUGGGUGUGCGACGACGACGUGGACUGCCAGGACCAGUCGGACGAGUCGCCCCGGCACUGCGGCCAGCGGCCCCCCACCCCGCCCACCCGCUGCCCCUCCAGCGAGACGCAGUGCGGCUCGGGCGAGUGCAUCCACCGCAAGUGGCGCUGCGACGGCGACCCGGACUGCAAGGACGGCAGCGACGAGGCCAACUGCCCUGUGCGGACCUGCAGGCCAGACCAGUUUAAGUGCGAUGACGGCAACUGUAUCCAUGGCAGCCGGCAGUGCAACGGGCUGCGGGACUGUGCGGAUGGCAGCGAUGAGAUGAACUGCAAGAACGUGACCCAGUGCAACGGCCCGGACAAGUUUAAGUGCAGGAGCGGGGAGUGCAUCGAGAUGAGCAGAGUGUGCAACAAGAACCGCGACUGCCCAGACUGGAGUGAUGAACCCCUCAGGGAGUGCAAUCUGAAUGAAUGUCUGCUCAACAAUGGGGGCUGUUCCCAUAUCUGUCGGGACAGGGUCAUUGGCUACGAGUGUGACUGCACCCCCGGGCUGCAGCUCAUCGACCGCAAGACCUGUGGAGAUAUCAAUGAGUGCCUGAACCCUGGGAUUUGUAGUCAGAUCUGCAUAAACCUGAAAGGGGGGUACAAGUGUGAGUGCCACAGUGGAUAUCAGAUGGACCCUACCACUGGCGUGUGUAAAGCAGUCGGCAAAGAGCCGUGCCUCAUCUUCACCAACCGGAGAGACAUCCGUAAGCUGGGCCUGGAGCGGAUGGAGUACACCCAGAUCGUGGAGCAGCUGCGUAACACCGUCGCCCUUGACGCGGACUUCACCCAGCAGAAGAUCUUCUGGGCUGACCUGGGGCAGAAGGCCAUCUACAGCACUGUCCUGGACAAGCGGGAUGAGGAGAACAGCCAUACCAAAGUGAUCGAUAACGUGCAGACGCCCGUGGGCAUUGCGGUAGACUGGAUCUACAAGAACCUCUACUGGUCUGACCUGGGCGCAAAGACCAUCACUGUGGCAGACUUCAGUGGCACCAAGAGGAAGGUUCUGUUCAACAGCGGACUGAAGGAGCCGGCUUCCAUUGCAGUGGAUCCUCUUUCUGGGUUUCUGUAUUGGUCCGACUGGGGAGAGCCAGCAAAGAUUGAGAAGUCCGGCAUGAAUGGUGUGGACAGGCAGGUCCUGGUUGCGACUGACAUUCAGUGGCCCAAUGGGAUCACUUUGGAUCUGAUCAAGAGCAGGCUGUACUGGGUGGACUCUAAGUUGCACAUGCUCUGUAGUGUGGACCUGAACGGUGAUAACCGCCGGAAGGUUCUACAGUCUCAGGAUUACCUGGCCCAUCCCUUUGCCCUGACCGUCUUUGAGGAUCGAGUGUUCUGGACUGACGGGGAGAACGAGGCAAUCUACGGUGCAAACAAGUUCACCGGCACGGAUGUGAUUACGCUGGCCAGCAAUCUGAAUGAACCCCAGGACAUCAUUGUUUACCACGAGCUGAUUCAGCUGUCUGGGACAAACUGGUGUAAUGAGAAGGGAGACAAUGGAGGCUGUGCCUACCUGUGCCUGCCAGCCCCCCAGAUCAACAAGCACUCCCCCAAAUACACCUGUGUCUGCCCCCUGGGCCAGGACCUAGCUGCCGACGGUCACCGCUGCAAACCUGCAGAGUCUUCAGCAGCCCCAAAGGAUGAUGGGAAACCGAGAAUACGCCCCGCUCCUCCCCCAGCUAUGCCUUCAGAGUCCACAAAGAAUGAUGGGAAGGUGCAGACACGCCCCACUGAGCCUCCAGUGGGACCAUCUCUGCCCACAAUGCCUGAGACAGUCCAGACACCCCCUACUCGGCCUCCAGUGGCACAGUCUUUGACCCCAACAAACUAUGACUGGACAGUGCACACGCACCCUGCUCCAUUCCCAGUUGCACCUUCUCCUCCUGUAAACUAUGGCUGGAAGUAUGAGACCCACCCAGCUCCACCUACAGCUGCACCUUCCCCUCCUGUAAACUAUGGCUGGAAGUAUGAGACGCACCCAGCUCCACCUACAGCUGCCCCUCUGCCAACCAAGAACUAUGAUUGGAAGGUGCAGCCAUGCCCUACUCAGCCUCCAGCUGCACCUUCUCUUCCCCCAACAAACUAUCAUUGGAAGGUGCAAACCCGCCCUACUCAGCCUCCAGCCAUGCCUACAGAGCCCACAAGGCCUGGUGGGAAGGUGCAAACCCGCCCUGCUCAGCCUCCAGCUGUGCCUACUGAGUCCUCAAAGAAUGAAGAGAAGAUGCUUACGCGCCCUGCUCUGCCUCCAGCAGCAAAGAAACCAAAAGUGGUCCCCAAGCCAAACACUGCUGAGGGGAAUGUCAGCACCUCAAUCCAUGAGGUGAAUUCAUCUGCUAAAGGAUCUGCAGCUGCCUGGGCAAUUCUGCCAGUCUUGCUGCUGGCCAUGGCAGCUGCGGGUGGCUACCUCAUGUGGCGCAACUGGCAGCUGAAGAACAAGAAGAGCAUGAACUUUGACAACCCCGUGUACCUGAAGACCACCGAAGAAGACCUCAACAUCGACAUCAGCAGACACAGCUCUUCUGUCGGCCACACAUACCCAGCGAUAUCAGUUGUGAAUACAGAAGACGACUUGUCAUAACCCUGCCCUCAUCAAUACGUCAUCCGUUAACUCUCUACGGUAUCCGUGCCAACAACUGCUAUUGCGGUAGCGCUAAGACCAGAUGCCUUCUGAAGUGCAUUAAGUUGAUCUGUUUUCUGGGGGAUGUGUGGUGUGUGAUUGAUCAUACCGAGUAUACAAUAACGCACUGCAUCCUGGGAAGUCUGCUUUAAGCAUACCCAAAGCCACACGGGGGGGGGGGGCAGGCAGGGUCAGCUUUUACUACAUUUUUCUCCCCACCACCCCCUGAAAAGUCCCCACAAGCCUGGCGUGUUCAUGGAUAAUGAGCCAUGUCUGGUCUUGCGGCAGUCCUAGCAGACAGUCGGUCCAUUUGUGAAUAUUUUAGACAGUCAUGGCCAAAAAGAUUAAUCUUUUUUCCCCCCCUUAACAUGGCUUCCUGAAGCUCUGGUGUGUGUAUGCGCUGGGAAAAAUGACCUGUAUGGAAAGUGCUGUUACAUUUGUAAAACAAGAAAACAACAAAAAUGAAUUGUACAUAUCCCUCUGUAGAGAACAUGAUCAGGACUAUGAAGCACUUUGUUCAAAUGCUCUUCUGUAAAUAAGAUUGUAUACAUUUGACCGAAUCAAUUUUUUGCUAUGGUUGGGCAUAGUACCAGGGUAGAGGAAAAUGUAUUUAAAAACGGAAUAAUUUGUUAAAAUAUUUUGUAUGUUUGUGCCGUUCCUGUGACCUUUUAUAGCAUUGUACAGGGGGAACUACAGGCUCUGUACUGUGAAGAGUAAAAACAUUUGCAAUCACUUCAAAUAAAAUAAGACUUUAAAAAUUGA